Molecule: messenger RNA, 1038 nt
Organism: Cryptococcus wingfieldii CBS 7118
Lineage: Eukaryota; Fungi; Basidiomycota; Tremellomycetes; Tremellales; Cryptococcaceae
Exons: 2
Coding region: 1-1038 (345 amino acids)
Biological process (GO): nuclear polyadenylation-dependent mRNA catabolic process; TRAMP-dependent tRNA surveillance pathway; U5 snRNA 3'-end processing
Cellular component (GO): cytoplasmic exosome (RNase complex); nuclear exosome (RNase complex)
Source: RefSeq, a predicted model, not a curated record
AUGGCGACUCCCCUGCCGUCCCUCUCUCCCGCCGAGUCUUCCUACAUCGCCGCCUCCCUCGCACACCCCGCAGAGCCCACCCGCAAUGACGGCCGCGCCCUCUUCGCCUCCCGCCCCAUCCAGGUCUCCUACAACGUCUUUCCCCACGCGAAUGGCAGUGCCCGCAUCACACUAGGCGGCACCGAAGUCGUCGCUGGUGUCAGAUUAGAAGUCGUCGAUGCCACUGGAGAGCAAAUAAAGGGGCAGGAAGUGUGGAAAACAAAAGUCACUGUCGAUAUCACUCCGCAAGCAUUUCCGAACACCUCUUCAUCAAUAAUCAACAACCUCUCUACCCACUUCCAAGCCCUUCUCACCUCCCACUUCGCCCCCUCCCUCCCGGCACUCCCCAUCCUUCCCAACAAAAAGUACUUUCAGCCCCACCUCCACCUCACCUUGCUCUCUUCUGCCGGAAACGUCCCCACUGCUCUGAGUAUUGCUGCUCGGGCGGCGUUUUCGGGUCUGAGGGUACCAAAGACCAAGGUCAUUUCCUGGGUCGGCGAACCGGGAGAGGAGGAGGGCGCAGAAGUCGCAAAGGGAGAUAUGAGUGGUAUCAAGGCGGCUAUCGCUGGAAGCAAGACGAAGGGAAAGGGCAAGCUGGUAGUCAAGGGGAACGAAGAUUGGGAUUUGGAUAUGGAAGACGGGGAUGGUGUAGCGUAUCUGGAAGGGAGAGAACAAUUACCGGUUCUUGUUGCCUUGAACAUUGCAAGUCUCUCGUAUCUCUUUUUCUCUCAUCUGGCUGACACCCUACAGGUCCCCAACUCUGCCAAUAUCUUCCUUGAUGCUACCGCUCAGGAAGAGGCCGCCUGCCCCACCCGCAUUCUCCUGUUCUUCAAACCCACCUCCCCCGACUCUUCUUCCGCGCCCAAUCUCUGUGGUAUGCGGUUAGAAGGACCUCACGGUCUGGAUCAGAGCCGAGUGCGGGGACUGUUAGAGCAAGGAGCGAGUGUGGCGGAGGAGCUGGUCAAGGAGCUGAAUAGAUCCAUACCGACUAGCGAUUGA